UCCAGCGAGCCCGGGUCUCUGCGUGUCCAGGGUAAUGGGCGGUGUGCGCGGCCCCGCGGCCCCGCGGUCCGGCCGGGAUGCUCGUCCUCCCCCUGCUCCCCCUGCUCCUCCCGCUCCUCCUGCCUCCGCAGCCCGCCGUCCUUCACCGUGACUUCAGAGGAAUCUGCGAGCAGCGACGCGUCGGCGCCAGCUCUGCAGCAGCGGUAACCGCUCUGCUGGGAUCCGUUUAGGCUAAAGAGAAGGCAACAUAUAGAUGUGCAGCAGUCUCCUGUGUGUUGUUUACCCACCGCCACCCAGAGCCAGCUCCCACCCUCACCCCUCCUGCCACCCCUUUGUUUCCAGACAGAAAAAAUCUGUGCUUGUGUGAGGUGAAUGAGAUUUAAUUAGAAAAAAAAGAAACGAAAGGAGAGUCUUUUAAUUCAGUUUUCUCAUUUUUGGUUUCUACCCUCCAGUCCAGUGGAACCGUAGCUGAAGGACUGGGGAUUUUACUGGUGCACCACCGAGGGGAGGAGAGGAAGAGAGGCAGCCGGGGUUAGGAGUCUGGCAGGCGCUGGGUGAAUGGUGCCUGGAGAGGACGACGGCGGCAGAGGCAGCAGCAGCGUCGUCGACGGCAACGGGAGCAUGGCGUCCACGGGCAUGCAGAUAUUUGGAUUUGUCCUGGCGCUGCUGGGCAUCAUGGGCGCCAUGGUGGCCACCCUGCUGCCCAACUGGAAAGUCAGUGCGGACGUGGGCUCCAACAUCAUCACGGCCAUCUCCCAGAUGCAGGGGCUGUGGAUGGACUGCACCUGGUACAGCACCGGCAUGUUCAGCUGCACGCUCAAGUACUCGGUGCUCUCGCUGCCUGCGUACCUGCAGACUGCUCGCACCACCAUGGUGCUGUGCUGCGUCCUGGCCGCCAUGGGCCUCUGUCUCGCCUCGCUGGGGCUGAAAUGCACCCGGUGGGGGGGCGGACGGCGCUCCAAGCGGCACGCGGCGAUCGCCAGCGGCGGCUGCUUCGUCGCGGCGGGCUUCCUGUGUCUGGUGCCGGCUUCUUGGUUCACCAACGAGGUCAUUACCAAGUUCCUGGACUCCAGCGUGCCGGAGAGCAAUAAGUUUGAGCCCGGAGGCGCCGUGUACGUGGCCUUUGUUUCAGCCGGUUUCCUUCUGAUGGGGGGGUUCAUCUUCUGUAUGUCCUGCUCGGGGAAGAGGCACGGCCCUCAGGACCUGGUUUUGCUCCCCCCCCCUGACAAGCUGCUGCUCCAGCAGCAGCAGCAACAGCUGCUCCAGCAGCAGCAGGAGCUCCAGCAUCAGUAUUGCUCUCUCUCCCCAUUAGACAAUAAGACUGGCUACAGCCUGCAGGACUACGUGUAAUAAAAGCAGCACUGUGUGUGCUACGGAGAAAGAGACAGACGAGUCUGAGGGGAAACCGUCACAGCUUAUGCUACACACUGGGCUCGACUCCAGACUAAGGUGGAGGAAAAAAAAUUAAAGGAGGCGGCCAACAACUUAAAUUAAUUUUUACAAUCCUUCUACUCUACCUUGCUAGUCUCUUCUUUUUUUUUUCCUUUCUGUUUUGCAAGCACAAGCAGUGGAGGUAUUCUGCAAGCAGCAUCUUGGAAACAAACAGUGUGGAUGCGUAAGGAGCCGGGAUAAGGUGCUGCAGGAUGGAAGGAAGCCGCUAACCAAAUGCAGACACCCUUCAUCAGUAAAUCACAGAAAGAGAGCUCCCUCGGGAAUGGAUUAAGCAAAUAAGGAAGCCUUCCAUGUAGAUUUUUUCCCUCUCACCAAAGGUUUGAAUUGAGAGGGGGGAAAAAAAUGCAAUCAUUUAGCUGCUAUUUACAAUCGUUCAUAUCGGUACUCUCCCACUCGACAGAAUAGGCAAUAUAAAGCUCGAGAGCAGUAAGUAAAAGCCCUUUCAUAGCAAGCCAUUGUAGUUAUUUUGUAAUACCUAUACACUAGAAUGCAACAUGGAAUUGAUUGACAUAAAUGGUAAUAUUUUUGUUAGCUCCUAGAAUGAUGAUAUUUUGCCUCUUAAGCAUGCUGUGUGGCGCCGGUCUGUGUAUUAAUGCAGAGGAAUGCCUGGUAAAAAAAAAAGAAAAGAAAAGAAAAAAGACUGAACCACACAAUGCCUGUGCCUGAAAAGCUGUAGAAACAUUACCCUAAUGUAACGGUUCUGAGAGGACUGUCAGGAGGAGAUGAGCUGGGUCUGCUGGGCUGGAUAGAAGAAAGAAAACGCAGACACACGGAUGCCUGCGCCACUCUGCAGGUGGAAAUAUGGUAGAGAUGGAGAGAAAUUGACGACAAAGGAUUCACUGCUCCAGCAGUGGACAAUCCGAUGUGCUGUCUUGUUUUUUCUUUUUACAUUUCAAUUCAAACACAAACAAUCUGCCUGUAAGUAGCAGCUAUCCAUCAAAAUCCAUUCCAGACGUGUACACCCACACACAUGCUCAUGCCUCCGUGCGCCUUUAAGUACACAGUAAACAUUCAGAUGCUUUUGCAUGUGCUUUUCACUCAUGUCAUCUGCCUCUGCACUGCCAUGGAAACACAAUUCUCCAUUGAAAUCUCUUUAUUGUCUGGGGGUAUGUGCAUGUCAAUCCGAGAAGUUGUGUGGAUGGGGGCAUUUUCUUUUUCUUCCUCUAAUGCCAUGGCAUGAAACAAGCUAUAAUCAGAGCCUGUGCUCACACUGCUGUCACAAAUCUUCUUUAGCCUGUGACAUAUCUAUGGAUUUAGGUUUUGGAAAAGGAAAAAAAGAAAAAAAAACAAGCUCCUUUUUACAACUCUCUGCUGCAAUGAAGUAGUUUGCAUGUGGAUGAACUGAUAUUUAACCAACAACUGGGAAAACCGAGGCAGAAAAGGAAAAGCCCCUUGAGUCGACUGGAUAGCUCCGUGGCAUGCUGCUAAAAAAGGUUUGAGUCAUUCUCCAUAUGUGACUUGUUUUCCAAGUGCGUCAGCAAUGUGCAUAUGCCAGCCUACACCUGCAGAAAGUCUCCGUGUCUUAAAUUGCAUCCACUUGACUAUGCUGCCGCUCCUUUCCUAUACCACCCGUCACUCUUCAUUUCUCUACUCUUUCCCCUCUGACCUGCUUGUGUCAAGCGCCGCACGAGCGUGAUUCCCCGACAAGGGAACGCUGAUGCAUGCUGAAAGUGUGUCCUCCUGACGUGCACACAUAAACAAAAAAAUCCCCCACCAACCUACUCAUGUGUCAGCUACAUGGCUGUGCUUUCAUGGUUGUGUAUUCUGGAGCGUUUCAUCUCUUUCACUCUCAGCGAAGGGUAAAAGGGGAAUAUUUUGUUUGUGCUUGAGACAGGCCUUGGCAGGGCUGUGAUGUAUAGAACUGCACAUUCUCUCUUUCUCUCUCAUAAACAUACAGCUUGCUGGGGGAGAGCAGAUGGCUAAGCCCAGCUCGCCACCUGCAGGCUGUUGCCAGCACACUGCAGGCUUUUUUUUCCUACGGGCGCCGCCGGCCCCCCGGCAGCCCUGCAAGGGCCAGGGUUCUGCCCCACCCUAACUCAGCCAUCUUGCCCAGUUCGGGCUCCGGCCGAGAGAAGUGGCCUCCUGACAAUAACUCACUGCCCAGGCACCAUAACCAAUGCAAUAAAUAAAGUAAAGAAUGUGCCAUGUCAUCAGCUAAUACUGACACGUUAUUGUGUUUCGAGAAUGUGCCAAAAGGUCUCAUGAUGACACAUUUCAACAAUAUUCGAAGUUCUGUUUAUUUUUUUAUUAGGUUGUUUGUACAUGAAUUAUGCAUUUGGAAAUGUUUUAUGGAUUUGCAAUUUGUUCUGCCAGACUAAGUCCUAAGUCAACUAGAUGCUUGUGUACAGUCCAGUGCAGCUUUUGAGGGUUAUUUUAAAUCCUCUUUAGACCUGAUUUCCUAAAGCACAGCAAGACUUCACUGGGUAAGAGAGCAGCUUAAGAAAGAAAUAAGGGUGGCGUUUUCUUAAAAAAAAAAAACAACAAACAAAAAACAUGUAUUUGUGUCAGGAAUUGUUAUAAAACUGUCGGCCUGUGACAAACUGUACACAAGUGUCUAGGUUUUCAGUAGAAAAUACGAAACCACGUUCAUGCCAUAUCUUCUUUAUAAGAAGACUACUCAGUGCACUUUUACAUUGUGUUGCGAUUUGACAGCGGUUUGGUUCAAAUGACUGAGCAUUUCAAGCUCUCUGGACCAGGACAAACACAUAACACAUGUGGCACUCUGGACAAAAAGAGGAGCUGAUAGGAUUCAGCAGGGAAAUAGGAGCUAGAAAAAGUCUCUUUUUUUGUGGCUGUGCAGCUUGAUCAUCAGCACGUCAACUCAUUCGCUUAUAAGUGGCCAGAGUGCAAAGAACUUUUAGCUCCUCGAGUCUACGAUGUUACUACUGUCUUGCGUUUACUGUACGGAGAUGUCGACCUAUUAUUUUGAUAACUGCAGCUUAUUUUUGUGAAUGCUUUAGCACUUUUUACUUUGCCAGAGCAUAUUUGUGAUGAUGAACAGUUCACAAGUUCUGAUACCGUUGUCUCAAUGUGCUUGUGCAAGUAGUUCUAUUUUUUACCAAUAAAACUAUUUUGUGAAAGCAAAACAACCCUGCUGUGUUUGUGGCGGAGAAAUAUGGACGAAACGG
Molecule: messenger RNA, 4580 nt
Organism: Cololabis saira (Pacific saury)
Lineage: Eukaryota; Metazoa; Chordata; Actinopteri; Beloniformes; Belonidae
Product: claudin-20
Exons: 2
Coding region: 559-1350 (263 amino acids)
Biological process (GO): cell adhesion; bicellular tight junction assembly
Cellular component (GO): bicellular tight junction; plasma membrane
Molecular function (GO): structural molecule activity
Source: RefSeq, a predicted model, not a curated record